Spirometra erinaceieuropaei is the source of this 1604-nucleotide messenger RNA. NCBI's taxonomy places the organism in Eukaryota, Metazoa, Platyhelminthes, Cestoda, Diphyllobothriidea, Diphyllobothriidae. The record is from the annotation of a GenBank genome assembly.
AUGGUACGUUUCAUAACCGCUGAGCACUGCUGCUUCCAAGGAACUCCUAUUUAAUCGGCUUUUAACUUACUUUGCCUUUUAAUUUCAGCGUGAAUGCCUGAGCGUGCACGUCGGCCAGGGUGGUGUCCAAAUUGCCAACGCCUGCUGGGAACUCUACUGUCUGGAACAUGGCAUCCAGCCCGAUGGACAGAUGCCAAGUGAUAAAACCGUUGGUGGAGGUGAUGACUCAUUCCAGACCUUCUUCAGCGAGACAGGCGCCGGCAAGUAUGUACCGAGGGUCUGCUUUGUGGACCUGGAGCCUACCGUUAUAGGUACGUUCUGGGCAAGACUUGACAAGCCUGAGGGCGACCCUCCAAGCAGACUGCUUAAUUCACUCUUUUUCCUCCUCUUCCUCCUAGAUGAAGUACGUACGGGAACCUAUCGGCAGCUCUUCCACCCUGAGCAGCUUAUCAGUGGCAAGGAAGAUGCAGCCAACAACUAUGCCCGAGGACAUUACACUGUGGGGAAGGAGGUCGUCGAUCUGGUGCUUGAUCGCAUUCGUAAGCUGGCUGAUCAGUGCACCGGCUUGCAGGGCUUCUUCGUGUUUCACUCUUUUGGAGGUGGUACUGGGUCAGGAUUCACCUCCCUCCUCAUGGAACGUUUAAGCAUUGACUACGGAAAGAAAUCCAAGAUUGAGUUUUGUGUCUACCCGGCACCCCAGAUCUCUACAGCUGUCGUGGAACCGUACAACUCGAUCCUCUGUGCACACACUACCCUGGAGCACUCAGAUUGCUGUUUCCUGACGGACAACGAAGCAGUCUAUGAUAUUUGUCGGUGAGUUUUGCGCCUUUUUUGAAACAUAUAUUUCCCUGGGUGAAAUUGCCGGAGUUGACUAAGAUCAGUACUUUUUUCACAGGCGUAAUCUGGACAUUGAGAGGCCGACUUACACGAAUCUGAAUCGUUUGACUGCUCAAGUGGUCAGUUCCAUCACUGCUUCUCUUCGCUUCGACGGAGCCCUCAAUGUGGAUCUCACUGAAUUCCAGACCAACUUGGUACCGUACCCGAGGAUACACUUCCCCCUGGUCACCUAUGCACCAACCAUAUCUGCUGAGAAGGCCUAUCACGAGACACUGAGUGUGGGUGACCUAACAAACGCCUGCUUCGAGCCCGCUAAUCAGAUGGUUAAAUGUGACCCUCGCCAUGGCAGGUACAUGUCCUGCUGCCUGCUCUACCGGGGAGAUGUAGCCCCGAAGGAUGUGAAUGCUUCUGUCGCCACCAUCAAAACCAAGAGGACGAUCCAGUUUGUGGACUGGUGUCCAACCGGAUUCAAGAUCGGCAUCAACUACCAACCACCAACUGUCGUCCCCGGUGGCGAUCUGGCCAAAGUGCAACGGGCCCUCUGCAUGCUCAGCAACUCCACAAGCAUUGCCGAGGCUUGGGCUCGCCUGGAUCACAAGUUUGAUCUGAUGUACGCCAAGCGUUGCUUCGUACACUGGUAUGUCGGUGAGGGCAUGGAAGAGGGAGAAUUCUCGGAGGCCCGUGAGGACAUGGCCGCCCUGGAGAAGGACUAUGAAGAAGUUGGUGCCGACACCGUAGCAGGCGAGGGAGAGGGUGAGGAGGAGUAG